GAGUGAUUAUCAAUCAAGCAUCUGCUUUCAACCAGAGAGACGAUCGGCUAGCAUGAACUCCUGAGAGAAGACUGACGUCACCGAUUAAGCGCCGCCCAAACACCGGAAGAUCUGCAGCGUAAGCGGAAGAAGCAAGCAAGCCGGAAAGAGCCGAAGGAGACUACUGCUUCCCUCCGCCGCUCCGGAAAGUGCCGAGAAAACCCGGAAGAAGCAAGAAGUGUCGGAAGAUCAGAACAGCCGGGACAUCUUCACUUGCUAUCCGGGACGGCGGGACAGGUUUAUCCCUAACAGGUUGAAUAAACUGCUCUAUACUGUUCAGACUGAUAUAAGAUCUUCAGAAGUCUGUUAAACAACAACAGUUCCAAUGGCCUUCAUCUACAAAUAAAACAUGCUAAUAACUAUCCAUUUCCAUGUGUAUAAGGAGAAAUUAGCACCGACUGCUUUACCAUGUUGUAGACUUAGUGCUGUUAGCUCGUCUUCUCAAAACCUCUCAAGUUUUUACGUAAUGGUUUUGGAGCGGGAUGUUAGGUUUACUAGUUUGUGAUGUCAUCCUUGACCCAACCCUUCGGGGGCGACAGCUCAACACCCAGAUUUUUUGUUGGUGCCCGAGAUGAUGAGACAGAUUUCCUGGAAUCAAACAUGAAUCAAGAAAAAGUUGACUUUUAUGAGGAAGAGGAAGAUGAAGAUGAGGAGGCAACCCCUCCCGAGCGGCAGAUUGUGGUUGGAAUCUGUGCCAUGACCAAAAAGUCCAAGUCUAAGCCCAUGACUCAAAUUUUAGAGAGACUGUGCAAAUUUGAGUACAUUACUGUAGUUAUUAUGUCUGAAGAUGUAAUCCUCAAUGAGCCUGUGGAGAACUGGCCCAUUUGUGACUGCCUGAUUUCUUUCCACUCCAAAGGAUUUCCCCUGGAUAAAGCUGUUGCUUACUCCAAACUCCGGAAUCCUUUUCUGAUUAAUGACUUGAACAUGCAGUAUUUCAUACAGGACAGGAGAGAAGUUUAUCGCAUUCUGCAGCAAGAAGGUAUUGAUCUUCCCCGUUAUGCUGUGCUAAAUAGAGAUCCUGAUCGACCUGAAGAGUGUAACCUAGUAGAAGGAGAAGACCAAGUUGAAGUGAAUGGAGAAGUCUUUCCAAAGCCCUUUGUAGAAAAGCCAGUCAGUGCUGAAGACCAUAAUGUUUAUAUAUAUUACCCAACAUCUGCUGGUGGUGGUAGCCAAAGGCUGUUUAGAAAGAUUGGCAGCCGUAGCAGUGUAUACUCACCAGAAAGCAGCGUACGAAAGACUGGAUCAUAUAUUUAUGAAGAAUUCAUGCCAACUGAUGGCACUGAUGUUAAGGUGUACACUGUUGGGCCAGACUAUGCACAUGCAGAGGCUCGAAAAUCACCUGCUUUAGAUGGUAAGGUUGAACGUGACAGUGAGGGAAAAGAAAUCCGAUAUCCUGUCAUGCUGACUGCUAUGGAGAAACUUGUUGCCCGUAAAGUCUGCUUGGCCUUUAAGCAAACUGUGUGUGGCUUUGAUUUAUUACGAGCCAAUGGACACUCAUUUGUCUGUGAUGUUAAUGGUUUCAGCUUUGUGAAGAAUUCCAUGAAAUACUAUGACGACUGUGCCAAAAUAUUGGGGAAUAUAAUUAUGAGGGAAUUGGCGCCACAGUUCCAUAUUCCUUGGUCCAUUCCAACAGAAGCAGAAGAUAUUCCUAUAGUGCCAACCACAUCUGGAACAAUGAUGGAGCUGCGAUGUGUUAUAGCGGUAAUUCGACAUGGGGACCGCACACCAAAACAAAAGAUGAAGAUGGAAGUUCGACAUUGCAGAUUUUUUGAAUUGUUUGAACAUCAUGAUGGUUACAAGACAGGAAAAUUAAAACUGAAGAAACCAGAACAGUUGCAGGAGGUGCUGGACAUUGCUCGAUUGCUGCUAGCAGAGUUAGGAACACACAAUGACUGCGAAAUAGAAGAAAGAAAAUCCAAACUCGAACAACUCAAAACUGUUUUGGAAAUGUAUGGUCAUUUCUCUGGCAUUAACAGAAAGGUGCAGUUGACAUAUUUGCCCCAUGGGCACCCAAAGACAUCCAGUGAGGAUGAUGAUGCACGAAAGGACUCACCUUCUCUUUUGUUAGUAUUGAAAUGGGGUGGUGAAUUGACCCCAGCUGGAAAAGUACAGGCCGAAGAGCUUGGUCGAGCAUUUCGUUGUAUGUACCCAGGAGGACAAGGAGAUUAUGCUGGAUUCCCUGGCUGUGGAUUGCUUCGCCUGCAUAGCACAUAUCGCCAUGAUCUGAAAAUUUAUGCGUCUGAUGAAGGACGAGUGCAGAUGACAGCAGCAGCUUUUGCAAAGGGUCUUCUGGCACUAGAAGGAGAACUUACACCAAUUCUUGUACAGAUGGUUAAAAGUGCAAACAUGAAUGGACUCCUUGAUAGUGAUAGUGACUCCCUUAGCAGUUGUCAGCAAAAAGUAAAGGCCCGUUUGCAUGAAAUCAUGCAGAAGGAUAAGGAGUUCUCAGAGGAAGAACAGGAAAAGCUGGCCCCUACAAACAGCAAGUCUGUGGUAAACUCCAUGGAGUGUAUUCAAAAUCCUGUAAAAACAUGUGACAGCGUGUAUUCCCUCAUUGAAAAUCUUACUUCUCAGAUUCAGAAACGCCUGGAAGACCCCAAAUCCGCUGAUCUGCAGCUGUAUCACAGUGAGACCUUAGAAUUGAUGCUACAACGUUGGAGCAAGUUGGAGAGAGAUUUUCGCAUGAAGAAUGGGCGUUACGAUAUAAGCAAAAUCCCAGAUAUCUAUGAUUGUGUUAAAUAUGAUGUUCAACACAACAGCUCUCUGAAACUGGAGGGGACAGAUGAACUGUUCAAGAUUUCAAAAUCACUUGCAGAUGUUAUAAUUCCACAGGAAUACGGGAUAAAUAAGGAGGAAAAACUGGAGAUUGCCGUGGGAUAUUGCCUUCCUCUGAUUAAGAAGAUUCAACUGGACCUACAGCGAACACAUGAGGAUGAAUCUGUUAACAAACUUCACCCCCUCUAUUCUAGAGGGGUUUUAUCUCCUGGACGCCAUGUUAGAACACGGUUAUACUUUACCAGCGAAAGUCAUGUGCACUCUUUAUUAAGUAUAUUUCGCUAUGGAGGACUCUUGGAUGAGUCCAAGGAUCAACAGUGGAAGAGAGCAAUGGAUUACUUAAGUGCUGUUUCUGAACUAAAUUACAUGACUCAGAUUGUGAUUAUGCUUUAUGAGGACAAUAACAAGGACGUAUCCUCAGAGGAACGGUUUCAUGUGGAGUUGCAUUUCAGUCCAGGAGUCAAGGGCUGUGAGGAAGAUCAAAAUGCCCCCCUGGGGUUUGGAUUUCGUCCAGCAUCAGCAGAAAAUGAAGAUAAGAAAACUGAUCAGGGGAGUUUAGAAGACUUAUCCAAAGUGAAAGGAAGUGAUGAAGUGGAUAGAUCUAUUCUUAUGUCCCCUCUACCACCAGAGCCUCUCAGUCUCCAGCGCAAAUCACCACUAACUCGCUCCAGGAAAACCGGGUCAAUGGAGGUCAUGAAUGGCAAAAGCACAGGCAAUAGAGGGCGCCGGAGAAGAAGAUCGGGAGAGCCCCUUCGCUCCCCAUGUUCGAUCACUCUGCAGUCCAAGGCCAUGUCCACCACUAACCUGGCAUCAUGGCAACAGGUCCUUUCUGAGACAUCAUCUAAAGCUGGCAGCUACCGUCUCUUCACUUCCUUUGCCAGACAGUCCUCGGACAUGAAGCAAAGUGGUUUAGGAUCGCAGUGCACUGGGCUGUUCAGCACCACAGUGCUGGGAGGCUCCUCCAGCGCUCCCAACCUGCAGGACUACGCACGCAGCCACCGCAAAAAAAUCAGCUCUGCUGCCAGCCUGACUUACAAAGACGAACUGUUGUCUAUGCCAGCUGUAAAGCGAUUUUCUGUGUCGUUUGCAAAGCAUCCGACUAAUGAAUGCCUGGAAGACCACGAGGUCGCCCAGCUGCUGCGCCGCUUUUCCUGUGACUGCGCCCAGUCUCGGAACAUCUGUCUGGAUCGGGCUAUGGCCCACCACCUGCACCAGUGCUACUACCACCUGCGUCUCUUCAAGAACUGGCUGAUCUCGGGCCAUGACGAUUUGGAGUGCCUCUACGGUUUUGAGGGUUGUUCCAUGGUACCUACUAUCUACCCUCUGGAGACACUUCACAACUCAUUGUCCCUCAGGCAGGUUAAUGGCUUUUUGACAACAGUUUGUAAACAAUUUGCAGAAAACCAGUCAAGAAGAUCUUCAGCCGGAUGUGACUCCAUGAUGUCAAGCCAUACAUCUGAUGCUUACUUGCCACAUCGAAUACUCUCUUCUUCCUCACUUCAUUAUCGUCACCGCUCAGAGAGGCCUCCCUGGUACAGCAGCGGUCCAUCUAGUACAGUGUCCAGCGCAGGUCCAUCAUCCCCAACCGCUUUAGAUCUCUCUGCUCGUUUUAACUUCAGUGAUAAAACUUCCCUCACCGAAGAGCAAAGAAAAAAACUAAACCUUGAAGAGAAUCUUCAGCUUCAGAAUUCAAUUGGUGAGGGUCGAUCCAACAGCCAGGAGAUUCAUCAGUUUGAGGAACCGCUUGCUAGUGAAUGUUUGACACCAGAGCCUUCCAGUGGUGUGGCUGCACCUGUGCAGCAGUGUGUAGAGCAUGAGCUUCAGAUCGGCCUAGAAUCAUUUGGAGAGGCUUCAGUUCCCAGUCAAGCACUAUCAGAGCUUUCAGACCAGAGCAUGAAAACACAUAAUCAAAAGUUUCCCCUCCUGUCUCCUGUAGAUGAGCAGAUGAUAACAGAAUUAGCCCUUCAAGGUAGGGAGACAUCUCUUUAACAACUGGAACAACAAAAGAAGUAAGUUGGCCUGGUAAAGGUUUAUGAACGUGGCCUAUAACACGGAUCUCUGGAGUUGCCACUAGUCUUCAGCACUGAAUGACGUGAUACUGCAGCAAGUUUAAUCCAAACUGAUGACAAAAAUACAGUAAACAUUUACAGACUCAAGCAAAAAAUCCUGUUUAUUUGACCAGACAUUCUGUACAACCAUUUCAAAGGAAAGGAUGCAUAGUGCACAAAUCAGCCAUAUAAAAUAUAUAACUAUCCAGUAUUACAUGUAACCCCUGUUACAUCUGUUGUCAUUGAAAACUUCUCUUCACCAGCUAAUGGGCAGCAUGUAAGGAAGUGUUUUGUAGGUUUUAUAAAGGUUUGCACUUGAUUAGUUGCAAUGCUGUCUUUAAGGCAUAAACCAUAACAAUAAGAAGCUCAAUCCUUCUGGACAUGGUCAUUACACAGAAUGGUAAGGCGUUUCUAACCAGCUGAAAUGACACUUUUCACAUUUGAGUUUUAAUGGCGGAUCAUAAACUUUAGUCAGUUAAUAUAUUCUGAUAUCACUGGCAUUCAAUUAAAAUGUGAUAGAGAUAAAUUGAGUACUGAGAUCAAUGAAGUCUGACUUUGUUUUGCUGAUUUUAAAAAAAAGAAAAAGGCUAACAAUUACAAUUGCACAAGAAAAUGAAGCAAUGGGAAAUACCUUCACACCUACCUUUUUCAAACCACUCACAGCCGUCCUUAUUUAUAGUUCUUCAAGAUGGGAUACUGUGCAAAAGUAGGUGGGUGAUUCAGCCAUUUAUAUAAAUUCAGAAAGUAAACCACAGCUGGUUAAAUAAUAAUCAAAAGUAAUUUUUGCUGUGACAUUAUUAUACAUUUUAUUGGACUUUUUGUUUCUUUUUUUUCCAGUGAAUGUACUUUGAAUACAGGAACUUCACUUGUUUGUUCAUAGGCAAGCUUGUGACCCACAUCUGUUCUGUUGCAGCUUCUAAGCAUACAGAUAGAGUAAAGACGCAACAGCAGUAGGUACUAAUAAAGAAGCUUAUGCAGGGCCAUUAUAAAACAAUUUUGCUAUAUUUCUAAAGUCAGUCUGGGUGAGCAACAGAUGUUUUUGCUGCACCAAUAAAGAAAUCUGCUUGGAUAAACAGUUCCUACAGUGCAGCAAAGAAAGGGGUUUCAUAUAUUGCAGCAAACUAUAAUAUGGCACAUGGGAAAGAAUACCUGCUGCUCCCCUGGCUGUUUACUUAGCCUCUUCUAAGGCAGCUUUAUGGCCCAUAUAUGAAGGGUUUGGUCACAUAUCAGUGGAAAAUACCAUCAGCUAGUGGAUUCAUCUUAUCCUUGUAGGUCUGCCCUGGUUGUGCCAGAGGGCAAACAGAUCAACCCACUUGGUCCACUAAUUAGAUGGCCACAUAUUGCAAAAAUCUGUCUUUGGUGUCUUAACAAAUGAGCAGAUCUUAGUGUAUACAUUUAACCAAGGAGAUCAGUAGCUAAGGUAAUGGCACAUGGACUGCUUAGAGCAACUAUUUUUGGAUGUGUAAAAAUAUGCUCAAAGAGCACCCAGAACUGGCCAGUUGGCCAUUACCUAAAAGUAGGGUUCUCGCUUCUUAAAGAGAGUUUCUGCAAGCACUCUCUUUAAUGGACAUGCUCUAAUCUAUUUUGAUUAGAUUUUAUAAAGCAGUUUUUUUGCUUAAAGCAAACAUGACACAAUUAUAACUCUAAACUAAUGAACUCUGUGGUUUUUAGGUUUGAACUGUAUCAUUACAUAAGGAACUUGAUGCAACUAAGGAUUAAUCUGUAUGGUAUACUGAUUCUACAUCAGAGCACAUUGCACUUGGACAUACAUAUUAGUUAUUGUUUAUUAGACCGUUUUCCAGCUUCACUCCGACUGUGGUGCCAAAACAAGGGCCAAAUGGUGAAGCUCCUUAUUCUAUUGAUAUCUGAUGACUAUAACUGAUCAUUUAUUUGAUGUCAAUGAAAGUGAAGCUGUAUUGCAAACAUGAUCACAUGUAUACUGUUUCUGGACCUGGCGAUUAUAAUAUACACACAAUUUGCAGACGUUCGCUUGUGCUGUUUUUAAUUAUUAGCUCAGUCAUUGCAUCAGAUUCAUAUGGAUGGUAAAUAGAACACUUUAUAGAUUUUACUUGGGCAUUGGUUUUCUUUUAUUCUGCUGCCAAUUAUGGGACAUCCAUCUUUUCGGGCUACCAAUUUAGAGGCAGACGUUACUUUCUCUAAACAUUAUUUGGAACAAAAUAGAUUUUGUUUUAUUAUAAACAGCCUGUCUCAUGGAUAUAUUAAUAUGCCAAAUCACAUUUACAAACAAGCAUUUAUUGUUUUUUAAUCAAUGUAGUACAUCAGGGGAAACCCAUGAGGAAGUUUAAAACUAUUUUAGAAAAUAAACUUUUUUUCAUUGAAACCAGUAGCCAGUUAUAUUAAUGGCAGCUGUUGGAUUAGAUGUACUAUUUUCACGAUGACAGAGCUAUUACGAUUGAAAAGAGAUGAAUCUAUAUUAUAUAAAAUGAUCUAUAUUGUUAAAUGUUUAAUUUAUAUAUUUAAUCCAGAUGUUUGGAGCUGGUACUACUGUGCAGAAUACAGUAGGCUUGUUGCAGUUCGACAUCAUUAUAUGAUGGGUAGACGUAGAGUGCAGCUAACCAUUGCCACUAGUUAUCCGACGCAGCUCUGGAUUUGUAAAUGGUUGUACAUGUUGUGCAGUAGUGCAGUGUCGUUUGUCUGUUUCUGUUAUGAGAUUGGCAUCAUGUUCCUGAGAUUUUUAAAACGGUGUAGUGAGUAUUGUGUUUAUCUACUGUUCCAUAUACUGUAUUUGAUUCUGUCAUUCAGAAUGAAGAAGGGAAACUGUUUCUGAAUAUCCGUAUGUCCAAUGAACAACAUUGAGGAACUUCAUGUUAUAAGCUUUGAGUAUGUGGCGCCACGUUGAAAUCAGCCAACAAGUGGCUUCAGUUUAUGGGUUAUAUCAAGGUGUACUGCCUGUGUCACUGCCAUUGGUAUGGGUUGGAUAUUCCUCGAGAAUUUCCCUGUUUUAGAGGCAUCUAUUAUUACAAUGUCAUGUCUAACAGUAUAUUGUAUGCGCUAGAGACAAGCUGUAGAAUAAAACAAGACAAGUAAAUCCGGUGGCAAAUCUGGAGCAAUUGCUCCAUUCGUUCAAUUAUAUUCAAUAGAAAAGUAUUCAGUUUUCAAAUAAAUUAAUGGUAUGCUUUAUGUCCAGAAUACUAAUGAGAUUGAUCCUUCUUUGCAAAAUGUGUACGUUAUAAAUUAUCUAUUACAUUUUUUAUUUUAUUUUUUUUCUUCAGAUUUUUCAAUUGACCAAAACCAAGAUCCAAAGUAGUUAAGGGAAUUGAAUUAGUUAUGUGAUAUUGCUAUUUCAUUUAAACAGUCAUUGACUAUUUCUUCUCUAUAGUAAACCUGAAUUCUUGACCUGCCUGUUUUAUCUCUCUUUUUUUUUUUUUUUUUUUAAAUGUUUUUUGUACCAUUAUACCAAAACACCUUCAAGCCCUCUACAUUAAAUACAUUUAAAUAUUUUAAAUAAACUUUCUCAUCUAGGCAAUAUAUAUAUACAAUGAUGGUCAAUCUCUAAAACAUUGUCUUAAGUUGGGACAUCUGAUUUGCUUGUCUUUUUGCUUAAAUAAGCUAUACAGUCUUACGUUUUCUAAGCCAUGAAAGUUGUUUUAUGGUUGCACUGUUUGAAUGGAAACACUCCUGUCUGAAAGCAAUAAAGUUGUUUUUGGAAAAUUAA
Xenopus laevis (African clawed frog) is the source of this 8538-nucleotide messenger RNA. RefSeq names its product diphosphoinositol pentakisphosphate kinase 1 L homeolog (gene ppip5k1.L). The transcript has 32 exons. NCBI's taxonomy places the organism in Eukaryota, Metazoa, Chordata, Amphibia, Anura, Pipidae. Gene Ontology annotation, biological process: inositol phosphate biosynthetic process; inositol metabolic process. The record is from RefSeq and is a predicted model, not a curated record. Bases 544 to 4803 code for a protein of 1419 amino acids. Gene Ontology annotation, cellular component: plasma membrane; cytosol. Gene Ontology annotation, molecular function: 5-diphosphoinositol pentakisphosphate 1-kinase activity; diphosphoinositol pentakisphosphate kinase activity; inositol hexakisphosphate kinase activity.